This is a messenger RNA of Exophiala oligosperma, 1968 nucleotides long. RefSeq lists its product as uncharacterized. The transcript is spliced from 5 exons. The coding region runs from base 1 to 1968 and encodes 655 amino acids. The record is from RefSeq and is a predicted model, not a curated record. Gene Ontology annotation, cellular component: membrane. Gene Ontology annotation, biological process: amino acid transmembrane transport. Gene Ontology annotation, molecular function: L-amino acid transmembrane transporter activity. Lineage: Eukaryota; Fungi; Ascomycota; Eurotiomycetes; Chaetothyriales; Herpotrichiellaceae.
AUGGUAUUGACUGCUAACGAGGCAGCGCUCCUGGGAAUCGCGGGAGUAGAAGACUUCGACUUUCGGCACCAGAGGCUCGAAGUGUCGCCCCCAAGCAAGAUCGGGAAAUGGACGAUUGUUGCUCUGAUCUUGAACAGAACGAUUGGCUCGGGGAUCUUCCUAACGCCGCAUAGAGUCCUUGCAGGGACCGGGUGCGUUGGUGGCGCCCUAUUUCUAUGGCUGCUAGGAGCACUGAUCUCUAUCUGUGGGCUCUACGUGUGGUUGGAAUGCGGUCUAUCAAUACCGCAAGGAACACCCCAAGGAGAAACAGAGCCUCGUGGGAUGACUAGGUCAGGGGGUGAGAAGAACUAUCUCGAGUUCAUGUUUCCAAAUGCCAGAGCACGAUUGCCACACAUAAGAACCACAUGCAUUUUCAGUAUCAUGUUCAUUCUCAUGUAUAACCUGAGCGGAAACGCCAUUUCCUUUGGGAUACAGGUAUUGAUCGCUUCUGGGGUGUAUGAGCCGAGUAGCGGCGAGGCUCCAGACAGAGGUCAAGUUGUUGGUAUUGCAAUUGGUACCCUAUCGUUCGUUAUUAUUGUCCACAUGUUCUCGCGACGAGGUGGUAUAUUGAUCAACAAUAUCUUCGCAAUCAUCAAGGUUAUGCUACUUGUCAGCAUUAUCGCCUUAGGAAUUGCCAAAGCCGGUGGUGCUUUUCCGGCCACGGGGAAAGCGCCAUUGGACAAUUUCACAGCCAAUGUCUUUGUCACGAACAGGAAAGAUCCCGCAAGCUGGUCAAAUUCCCUCAUACUUUGCAUGUACUCUUUCUCCGGAUUCGACCAACCCUUCUACAUCAUGGCUGAGACAAAAAGCCCCCGAAGAUACUUUCCGAAGUAUACCGUCCUGGCUCUGUGCAUUACAGCUGUUCUCUUCAUGCUUGUGAACGUCGCAUAUCUCUUUGCUGUACCGAAGAGUGCAGUCAUACCUUCCACGGCCAGGGAGCUCCCCACUAGCAUUGACAUGGCCACGUUGUUCUUCGAGCACUUGUUUCAGGAUCAGAAUCAGGCGAGACGAGCGAUGGCUGGUCUGAUCGCUACGUCUAUCUUUGGCAAUUUGGUCGUCAUGACAUUUACAGCUGCCAGAGUCAAACAAGAAAUCGCCAAAGAAGGAAUUCUGCCCAAAUCUCUCAUCUUUGCUUCCUCAUACUCCACUCCAUGGGGCAUGUGGAAAAAAUACCUUCACGGCGAUGAUGUUCGCGUUGAGGACCUGGAACAGGCACCAACUGCAGCAUUCGUACUCCACUGGUUCACCUCGGUGCUACUCAUUCUGGUCACAAUCCCGGUCGGUGAUCCUCGGAAGGCAUAUUCGGCACUGGUUUCGCUGUAUUCGUAUACCAUGGUCACGCUGAUUGGCCUUUGGGUGUCCUACGGUCUUCUUCUCAUCAAGAUCAAAAAGGAGCCAUGGCGCUGGCAAGAUCGUCGACGAUAUCGUCCUUGGCUGAGUCCUGCACACGCCAUCAUAUAUGCCGUGGCCAGCCUCUUCAUGAUGGUCACAGCCUUUGUCCCUCCUCCCAAGGGCUCUCCAUUCCACGACAGUGUUACAGGGUUCCAAUGGUACAUCGUUCCCGCAAUAGGAAUCACAGCCCCAUUUUGGGGUAUCCUGUGGUACUGGGGUCUUCGACUCUAUGAGAGAUGCAAAAAGUGUCAACUCGUAGUUGAACGUAAACCUACCUGGAUGAGAGACCCAGACUGUCCAUCGGAAUAUGUGCAAAAGGCAGAGUUCGUCGAUCACAAUUGGGAGAUCAGACCAAAAGCCGGCAAAGAUUUCAGUUUUGGGAGAGAAAAGAACCGCGCGGUGACAAGAGAACGCGAGACAUCUCCUUUUGGGAGCGAUGUUGAAACCGACGAAGGAGGGUUAUUCGGAAGGAGGCAAAGACGUGACAGGCGAACAAUGAGCGAGGGCAGGAGAGUGUCUUUUGGCUUUGAAGAAUAG